This is a messenger RNA of Rhagoletis pomonella (apple maggot), 810 nucleotides long. Its product is annotated as piggyBac transposable element-derived protein 3-like. Lineage: Eukaryota; Metazoa; Arthropoda; Insecta; Diptera; Tephritidae. The transcript has a single exon. The record is from RefSeq and is a predicted model, not a curated record. The coding region runs from base 1 to 810 and encodes 269 amino acids.
AUGUCGAAAAAACGUUUUACGGAAGAAGAGGUGAUGGAGAUGCUCAUGGACAGUGAUUUUGAAGGUUUGUCCGACGAUGAAGACUUGGAACUCGUUCCUAAUUGUUCGAAUGUGGCUUCUUCAAGUGAUUCCGAUUCUAACUACAAUGCAGAAUCUGAUAAUGAAGAAGAAAAUAUUGCUGAACAAGAGUUGGUUGAUGCAAAUGAAAGCCACUCAAAUCUUCAAAAUAAAAAACCGCUUAAAUGGCUAGCCAAAGAAUUUGUCGUGGGUAAUACUCCCGCUGCCGACGAGGCAUGGAACGCAGAAGAUAGAUUUGAGUGGACACCUUUCCAAUAUUUCUCGGAGUAUUUUGACGACGAUUUUUGGCGCGAAAUUUCACAACAAAGUAAUACGUACGCUCUAGAAAACGGCCAAAAUUUGUAUUCAAACUAUAAUGAGUACAAGAAACUAUCUGGGGCCCACAUACUUGCUGGUUGCAUGAAACUUCCGCGCGUAAGGAUGUACUACCGACCUGCUAUUAAUGUUCCAGCCAUUACACAGAUACCAAGGGAUCGAUUUUUUAAAUUAAGAAAUUAUAUGCAUUUUGUCGACAACUUAAGAGCUACACCACAAGAAAAAGAAAACAACAAAUUGUGGAAAGUUGAACCAAUAAUAAAAGCCGUUUUGAAAAAAUGUCAAUUGCUACCAAAGCCAGCAAAACUGAGCAUCGAUGAACAAAUGAUUCCAUUCUCUGGUACCACGCAAUUGAAACAAUAUGUUAAGGGGAAACCCUGUCCUGUUGGUUUGAAAAAUUUUGCAACCACGAUUUAG